This is a messenger RNA of Cladophialophora bantiana CBS 173.52, 1143 nucleotides long. RefSeq lists its product as uncharacterized. Gene Ontology annotation, biological process: nucleotide-excision repair; mitotic recombination; meiotic mismatch repair. Gene Ontology annotation, cellular component: nucleotide-excision repair factor 1 complex; ERCC4-ERCC1 complex; nucleus. The transcript has a single exon. Gene Ontology annotation, molecular function: damaged DNA binding; single-stranded DNA binding. The coding region runs from base 1 to 1143 and encodes 380 amino acids. The record is from RefSeq and is a predicted model, not a curated record. Lineage: Eukaryota; Fungi; Ascomycota; Eurotiomycetes; Chaetothyriales; Herpotrichiellaceae.
AUGGCUCAAGAAUUCGACAACGUCGACUUCCUAUCAGAAGAGGCAGCGGUUGAACGGCCAUCCGCUCCACACCGAACAGCGAGUCCUGCUACAACAAACACACCUGCAAGAGUGGUCCAGCCAAAGCCACAAGUGCUGCCGGGAAGACAGGGUCCGUCGGCCAUCCUAGUAUCAACUCGACAAAAGGGCAACCCUAUUCUCAAACAUGUUACACAGCUUCCAUGGGAAUACUCAGACAUACCAUGCGACUACGUCCUUGGAGCAACAACAUGCGCAUUGUUUCUGUCUCUCAAAUACCAUCGUUUGCACCCGGAGUAUAUUUAUAGCCGCAUUCGCCAGUUGGGAAAGCUCUACAACCUCCGGAUCCUGUUGACCAUGGUCGACAUCACCAAUCACGAGGAAGCUCUGAAAGAGUUGUCCAAGACUUCGAUGAUCAACAAUCUGACCUUGAUCCUCUGCUGGUCGUCCCAAGAGGCGGGCCGCUAUUUGGAACUCUUCAAGUCGUAUGAGCACGCCUCGUCUGCAUCAAUCCGAGCCCACCAAGCAGAAACCUACCAGGAGAGUUUGACUGAGUUUGUUACGACGCCACGGAAUAUCAACAAGACCGACGCCGCCAGCCUGAUCAUGAAUUUCGGCUCUCUUCGAGCAGCUGUAAAUGCGGAACCAGAAGAACUGGCUUUAGUGCCAGGAUGGGGCGAAAAGAAAGUCAAGGCCUGGCACUCUACUCUCCGUGAACCGUUCCGGGUGAAGAGAGCGGCCAAAUCCAAUGCUGCACUCCUGAGACAAGAGACUUCCUUGCUCUCUGAUGGAGCGAGCACUCCAGAAUCCAGACCGGGCAGCGCACAUACACCUAUUCCCAUUGGGACUGUCCCAAGUUUUAGCAGACAAGGGACGGCUUCUGCUGCUUCCGCAGCCCAGAAGACUACCGAGACGGGUCCCAACCAUAAGCGUCCUCGAUUGGAAGAAGUGACCAUGGACAACUUGGAUGAAGAAGAAGAAGCGGCAUUACUUGCCCUUGCUGAUGUGGAAGCUGCAAAGGCAGAGGCUGACAAUGCCAGACACACCCGGCCACCGAUUAGCGAAGAACCAGAAUUGAGCGCGGGCGUUGCGGCCGCUCUAGCAAAACUACGACAAAAUGGGUGA